AUGAAAGCAGAAGAAGCAGAAGGUGAAGCAGAAGUAGAGGUUGAAAUAGAAGCAGAAGGUGAAGCAGAAGCAGAAGUAGAAGGUGAAAUAGAAGCAGAAGGUGAAGCAGAAGUAGAAGGUGAAGCAGAAGUAGAAGGUGAAAUAGAAGCAGAAGGUGAAGCAGAAGCAGAAGUAGAGGGUGAAAUAGAAGCAGAAGGUGAAGCAGAAGUAAAAGGUGAAAUAGAAGCUGAAGAAGUAGAAGGUGAAAUAGAAGCAGAAGGUGAAGCAGAAGUAGAAGGUGAAAUAGAAGCAGAAGGUGAAGCAGAAGUAGAAGGUGAAAUAGAAGCAGAAGGUGAAGCAGAAGCAGAAGUAGAAGGUGAAAUAGAAGCAGAAGGUGAAGCAGAAGUAGAAGGUGAAAUAGAAGCAGAAGGUGAAGCAGAAGUAGAAGGUGAAAUAGAAGCAGAAGGUGAAGCAGAAGUAGAAAGUGAAAUAGAAGUAGAAGAUGAAGCAGAAGUAGGUAAAAUAAAAGCAGAAGGUGAAGCAGAAGCAGAGGUAGAAGGUGGAAUAAGAAGCAGGAAAGAAGCAGAAGGUGAAAUAGAAGCAGAAGGUGAAGCAGAAGUAGAAGGUGAAAUAGAAGCAGAAGGUGAAGCAGAAGUAGAAGGUGAAAUAGAAGCAGAAGGUGAAGCAGAAGAAGAAGGUGAAAUAGAAGCAGAAGGUAAAGCAGAAGUAGAAGGUGAAAUAGAAGCAGAAGGUGAAGCAAAAGCAGAAGUAGAAGGUGAAAUAGAAGCAGAAGAAGGUGAAAUAGAAGCAGAAGAAGCAGAAGGUGAAGCAGAAGUAGAAGGUGAAAUAGAAGCAGAAGGUGAAGCAGAAGUAGAAGGUGAAAAUAUGAACAGCAAAGGUGAAGCAGAAGCAGAAAGCGAAUCAGAAGGUGAAAUAGAAGCAGAAGGUGAAGCAGAAGUAGAAGGUGAAAUAGAAGCAGAAGGUGAAGCAGAAGUAGAAGGUGAAAUAGAAGCAGAAGGUGAAGCAGAAGUAGAAGGUUGA
Molecule: messenger RNA, 1020 nt
Organism: Macrobrachium nipponense
Lineage: Eukaryota; Metazoa; Arthropoda; Malacostraca; Decapoda; Palaemonidae
Product: sodium/potassium/calcium exchanger 1-like
Exons: 7
Coding region: 1-1020 (339 amino acids)
Source: RefSeq, a predicted model, not a curated record